AUGUCAAAGAUGUCAUUAAUUUUGUAACACUUGUACUGGCCUACUUCUGAUGAUUGUUUAACUUGUAAUAAUAUUGGUAAUAUUGAAAUUGUUGGAUCAACAUGCAGAUGUCCAUCAGGAUUAUUUUAUAAUGCAGUGUCUAAAUCAUGUUCUUAGUGCCAUUCAUCCUGUUAAACUUGUUUUCAAGGAACAUUUGAUAGUUGUUUAAGUUGUGAUACAUCUUUAAAUAGAAUAUUAAAAGGAUUAUAAUGUGUAUGUUCCCCUGGCUAUUAUGAAUUAAAUAGUAUUUGUACAAGUAUUUAGAUUAUUAUUAAUUUUAGAUUGCCCAGAUAUAGAAGAUAUUUUAUUAAGUACAUGUUAUAAAUUAUGCACUAAUAAUUAAUAAUUAUGGCAUACAAUUACUUGUAAUUCUUGUGAUGAAGGAUUUCAUUUAAUUUAUGGAGAAUGUUAACCUAUUUGUGGAGAUCUAUAAAUAUACGGAUAUGAAUAAUGUGAAGAUAAUAAUACUCUUUUCGAUGAUUUAUGCUUUAAUUGUUAAUUUUAAUGUCCAGCUCAUUGUCUAACUUGUGAUGAGUCAACUACUUUACCUUGUCCUGAUGUUUGUGGAGAUGGAAUGAUUACUGGAAUGGAAGAAUGUGAAGACGGAAACACUAUAUAAUAUGAUGGAUGCUUUGAUUGUAAAUUUUAAUGUUAACUUUAAUGUACAAAAUGCAUUAAAGGAUAAUGUUUUGAAUGUAAUACUGGUGGUUGGUAUGUUGAUCCGACAGUUUAACCUUGGAUAUGUAAAGAAAGAUGUGGAGAUUAAUUAAUAGUUGGAUAAGAAUAAUGUGAUGAUGGAAAUUAAGAUGAUACAGAUGGAUGCAAAAAUUGUAAAUAUUUCUGUAGAAUUGGAUGUUCUUCUUGCAAUUAUAAUACUAAUAAAUCUUUAAGUUGUGAAUUACCUGGAUUUUUUCCACAAUAUUUUUAUUGCAAAAAUUAUUGUGGAGAUGGGUUUGUUGUAAAAGAUCCAUAUGGAUUCUAUUCUGAAGAAUGUGAUGAUGGAAAUAACACUAAUUCUGAUGGGUGCAAUAACUAUUGUCGAUUUUAGUGUUAGCCAUAAUCAAUUUGCAUAAAUUGUGUAAAUAAUCGAUGUGAAUAAUGUGCUCCUCACUAUUUGCUCUCUGAUUCCAAAAUAUGUAUUCCAAUAUGUGGAGAUUAAAUAAUAGUACCUUAUGAACAAUGUGAAGUUCCAUUUAUAUUACCCUAUAAGGGUUGUUAGAAUUGCUAAGCAAAAUGUUAAUCCUCAUGCAUUACUUGUGAUAAUACUGGACUAGGUUGCAAAGCUUGUAAGAAUGAUUACAAUAGAAUCGAUAAUUUAUGUUAUUCAAUUUGUGGAGAUAAAAUAGUUACAGAAGAUGAAGAAUGUGAUGAUGGGAAUUUAAAAUUUGGUGAUGGUUGUCAUUAAUGUUCUUUUAGUUGUCCUGUUUUUUGUUCAGAUUGUCGCAAGGGUGUUUGUUAUGAUUGUCAUGAAGGUUAUUAUUUACUUAAGUAUUCCUGCUUUAAAAUUUAUGAUUACUAUCCUGAUCCAAGAUGUAAUUCUUAAUGUUUGAGCUGUAGUAUCGGAGGACAUGGUUGUUCAGUAUGUUAAAGUGGAUUUUAAAAUAUUAAUGGUACUUGUACACCUAUUUGUGGAGAUAAAUUAGUUGUUGCAGAUGAAUAAUGUGAUGAUGGUAAUAUAAUAUUUGAGGAUGGAUGUCAUGUAUGUUCAAAACCUUGUUCUUGUUCGUAUUGCUUUGAGGGUAUCUGUUUUAGUUGCCCAGAUAAUCAUUUCUUAUUUAAGAAUUAAUGUUUUAACUUAGUAGAGUAGGCUAAUUUUAAGGAAACUACUAAUUUUUAAUUCUCAGACUUAAGCAUUAUUUAAACAUUCAAAGAUAAAUCUACUUAAACUAGUAGAAUUCACCUAAAAAUUGACCAAUUUGAAAAAUAAGUGUAUAAUCAAGUUGGUCAAUAUAUAGAAAUCAUGGAUAAAGAUUAUUCAUAUAUAAAUAUUUAAAUCAUUUUCCAAUGCUCUUAGAAUAAGAAAGUUAAAAGUCAAUUUAGUAUAUCGAAUUAUGAGAAUGGAACUAAUAAUUAAGAAAAUCUAUGGUUAAAUCAAUGCCAUUAAACAGUUGAUCAUACAAUAACAUAUUCUUUUAGGUUAGAAAAAGUAGUUUUGAAAGAUGAAAUUAUGUUAAUUUAAAUUUCUGAAGAUGAGUUGAUAUUAUCAAUUCUAUUUAUACGGUCUCCAUAGAAACUGUUAUAAAUCACAUUGGUUGAUAUUUGA
Messenger RNA from Paramecium pentaurelia, 2302 nucleotides. The record is from the annotation of a GenBank genome assembly. Lineage: Eukaryota; Ciliophora; Oligohymenophorea; Peniculida; Parameciidae.